AGCCAAACAACCCUUAACAUAGAUCUGACAUCGCCAACGGAGAUUCGAAUCGGGGAGUUAAACAUAAUAAGGAUAAAAUAAAAUGGUUAAUAAUUAGGACUCUCUCUUCUCGCCUCCCAUCGGUUCGUUCAGGGUCGCGGUUUUUUUUUUUUCUCGUCGCUAAUCCUAUCAGAUGCGCUCAGAUUUCCUGUGGUUUGCUACUUUAAGGGUUUGCUGAUUCUUGGUUCCAAUAGAACAAAUCAAGCCAUAGGAGUUUAGUUUGAAAAGAGAAAUCAUUUCCUUGAUUAUCUCGUGGAGUGGAGGUGGAGGAGAGAGUUUUACGUGGGAAUACAGGUAUGGAAAUUGUUGAUGAGAGAAUAUCAUGGUGCAGUGCUUAGAGGGUUUCAAGCACUUUUUUUCUGCGCUAUUGAAGUGUUGUGAUCUUGAUCUGCAAAAGCAGACCAAGGGCCUAGAAGAUCCUGAGGUUCUAGCAAGAGAGACAGUGUUCAGCGUAAGUGAAAUAGAAGCACUUUAUGAGCUCUUUAAAAAGAUUAGUAGUGCUGUUAUUGAUGAUGGAUUGAUCAACAAGGAAGAGUUUCAACUAGCACUCUUCAAAACGAUCAAAAAAGAGAGUUUGUUUGCUGAUCGGGUAUUCGACUUGUUUGAUACAAAACAUAAUGGGAUUCUAGGAUUCGAAGAAUUUGCUCGUGCUCUCUCUGUUUUUCAUCCAAAUGCUCCGAUUGAUGAUAAGAUUCAAUUUUCUUUUCAGUUGUAUGAUCUCAAGCAACAAGGUUUCAUAGAGAGACAAGAGGUUAAGCAAAUGGUAGUGGCUACCCUUUCUGAGUCGGGCAUGAACCUCUCUGAUGAAGUUAUAGAAAGCAUAAUUGACAAGACAUUUGAGGAAGCUGAUACAAAACAUGAUGGCAAGAUUGACAAGGAGGAGUGGCACAGUCUAGUGUUGCGGCAUCCUUCUUUAUUAAAGAACAUGACCCUUCAAUAUCUCAAGGAUAUCACUACAACAUUCCCAAGCUUUGUUUUCCACUCCCAAGUUGAUGAUACAUGAUGAUGGAAUGCCAAUGGAGAUUCCAACCAUAAGCCAUUCAUCUUUGAUUGUGUUCUGUAACGUGUUUGGAUAAAACGAGCUUAUAAUGCAUUGGACAUGGAUAUGUAUGAAGCUAGGGAUAUUGAUAAUCUGGAGAAAAUAUGCCUAAGUUGGGUAUUUGUGGGAUUCUCAUCAUGUGGCUUUUUGGAAAAAAAUUGUUACAUUUUGCAAUUCUUUUAUUUUGAU
Molecule: messenger RNA, 1267 nt
Organism: Dendrobium catenatum
Lineage: Eukaryota; Viridiplantae; Streptophyta; Magnoliopsida; Asparagales; Orchidaceae
Product: calcineurin B-like protein 3
Exons: 11
Coding region: 362-1042 (226 amino acids)
Biological process (GO): calcium-mediated signaling
Molecular function (GO): kinase binding; calcium ion binding
Source: RefSeq, a predicted model, not a curated record